GGCAGGGACCCCCUGGAGCCCGUGUCGGGGGAGGCCGGGGAACGGUGGGUGCCGGGCAGGGCAGGCAGGAGGGCCGGGGGAGCCUCCUCGGUGCCACCGCUACCUGCCCGCUGAUGUGGCCCCGGCCGGGCCUCGGCCGGGCCUGGAAGCGGGACCUGCUGCCCUAGUCUGUCCCGACUCUCGCAGCCGGCGAGAGAGUUUUAGGAAACUCCAGGCUUUGAAAACAGCGGCUCUGGGAAGCGCUUGCCUCUUCCCAGCGGAGAGGGGGAGCGGGAGCCGGGCCCAGGGUGUCGCUGGCGGGAGAGCGCGGGCGCGAGUUAGAAGCAACUCUAAGAAAGCCGGAGCACGCCCGCAAGGCGACCUCUUCCUCCCGUCGUUUAAUUCAAAGACCUCUUCUAAUUAAAGCGCCCUGCAGCCAAGUUGAGUGUCUCAAUAAUGAAACGAUUUCUAAAUUUCGUAAAACUUGUUCUUCAAAAGCCCUGUUUGGGGAGUAGUGUGUUUCUUUUUCUCUAAAACCGCUGGGUGGCGCUAGUGCGACCAGCAUCUUCUUUAGAACUCCGGGCCCAGAACCUGUUUCUCUUCAUUGUUCCCUUAGUGGCACGUUCUUGGGGUUUAUUUUACAAUGUGCAUAAAAGGAUUACAGGGAAAACCAGGUACAGGCAGAACUGCCACCUAUUAAAAGUAUUUUUGUGGAAACAGCUGGCGAUUACCCCCCAAAAGUUUACCGUUAUUGAAAACCCGUAUUGGAACUGCCUGGGAUAAUUUUGGGAAGAGAGAAAGAAAAUAAAACCCCAAGGUAAAAAAUACUUCUAAGACGUGGACAGAAAAAUAUAGAAUCAGGCCUACUCCUCCGUCCCGGUCAGCAACAUGAACUCAGGCCUGGGCUCCAUGAACUCCAUGAACACCUACAUGACCAUGAACACCAUGACCACGAGCGGCAACAUGACCCCAGCGUCCUUUAACAUGUCCUAUGCGAACCCGGGCCUGGGGGCUGGCCUGAGUCCCGGCGCGGUGGCCGGCAUGGCGGGGGGCUCGGCGGGCGCCAUGAACACCAUGACGGCAGCCGGGGUGACGGCCAUGGGGACGGCGCUAAGCCCCGGCGGCAUGGGCGCCAUGGGCGCGCAGCCGGCAGCCUCCAUGAACGGCCUGGGCCCCUACGCGGCUGCCAUGAACCCGUGCAUGAGCCCCAUGGCGUACGCGCCGUCCAACCUGGGUCGCAGGAGCGCGGGCGGCGGCAGCGACGCCAAGACGUUCAAGCGCAGCUACCCGCACGCCAAGCCGCCCUAUUCGUACAUCUCGCUCAUCACCAUGGCCAUCCAGCAGGCGCCCAGCAAGAUGCUCACGCUGAGCGAGAUCUACCAGUGGAUCAUGGACCUCUUCCCCUAUUACCGGCAGAACCAGCAGCGCUGGCAGAACUCCAUUCGCCACUCGCUGUCCUUCAAUGACUGCUUCGUCAAGGUGGCGCGCUCCCCGGACAAGCCCGGCAAGGGCUCCUACUGGACGCUGCACCCGGACUCCGGCAACAUGUUUGAGAACGGCUGCUACUUGCGCCGCCAGAAGCGCUUUAAGUGCGAGAAGCAGCCGGGGGCCGGUGGGAGCGGGGGCGGAGGCACCAAGGGCGGCCCUGAGAGCCGUAAAGACCCCUCGGGCGCCGCUAACCCCAGCACCGACUCGCCUCUACACCGGGGGGUGCACGGAAAGGCUGGCCAGCUAGAGGGCGCGCCGGCCCCUGGGCCCGCCACCAGCCCCCAGACUCUGGACCAGAGUGGGGCGACUGCGACAGGGGGCGCCUCGGAGUUGAAGACUCCAGCCUCUUCAUCUGCACCCCCCAUAAGCUCCGGGCCCGGGGCGCUGGCCUCUGUGCCCCCCUCUCACCCAGCACACGGCCUGGCUCCCCACGAGUCCCAGCUGCACCUGAAAGGGGACCCCCACUACUCCUUUAACCACCCGUUCUCCAUCAACAACCUCAUGUCCUCCUCGGAGCAGCAGCACAAGCUGGACUUCAAGGCAUACGAGCAGGCACUGCAGUACUCGCCUUACGGCUCUACGUUGCCCGCCAGCCUGCCUCUUGGCAGCGCCUCAGUGACCACCAGGAGCCCCAUUGAGCCCUCAGCCCUGGAGCCGGCAUACUACCAAGGUGUGUAUUCCAGACCUGUCCUAAAUACUUCCUAACCCCCCGGGACUGGGGGGUUCGUCUGGCAUGGCCAUGCUGGUAGCAAGAAUGAAAAAAUUCAACAGCAAACAAAACACAAACCAAACCGACAACAGCAUAAUAAAAUCCCAACAACUAUUUUUAUUUCAUUUUUCAUGCACAACCCUUCCCCCAGUGCAAAAGACUGUUACUUUAUUAUUGUAUUGAAAACUCAUUGUGUAUAUUACUACAAAGACAACCCCAAACCAACCAUUCUUUUCCUGGGAAGUUUAAUGAUCCACACGUGUAUAUAUAAAAUUCGCCUCCUUCCUUGCCCCCCUCCCUUUCUUCCCUCUUUCCCCUCCAGACAACAUUCUAGUCUGUGCAGGGUUAUUUAAAACAAAACAAAACAAAAAAGGAAGAUGGUCAAGUUUGUAAAAUAUUUGUUUGUGCUUUUCCCCCCUCCUUACCUGACCCCCUACCAGUUUACAGGUCUGUGGCAAUACUCUUAACCAUAAGAAUUGAAAUGGUGAAGAAACAAGUAUACACUAGAGGCUCGUAAAAGUGUUGAAAGACAAUACUGCUAUGUAGCAAGACAUAAACAGAUUAUAAACAUCAGAGCCAUUUGCUUUUCAGUUUACAUUUCUGAUACAUGCAGAUAGCAAAUGUCUUUAAAUGAAAUACAUAUAUAUUGUGUAUGGACUUGAUUAUGCACAUGCUCAUAUGUGUAGACAUCCUUCGUAUAUUUACACAACAUAUAGAGGUAAUAGAUAGGUGAUAUCAUGAUGCAUUCUCAAGAGUUACUUGACUGAAAAGUUACAAGGACCCCAACCCCUUUGUCCUCUCUACCCACAGACUGCCCUGGGAAUCAAUUCCUCAGGAAUUGCCCUCCAGAACUCUGCUUCUUGAUUUGCAGAGUGCCAUCCAUGGUCAUGUCAUUCUGAGGUCACAUAAUGUGUAAAAUUAGCUUCUAUGGGUGUGUACCAUUUAAAGAAUAUUUUCUUCCAGAAAAAUGGAAUAUUAUGAUGUUGGAGGAGAGAUAAGUUAUAGGGAGCCGGAUUUCAAAACGUGGUCCAAGAUUCCAAAAUCCUAUUGAUUGUGGCCAUGUUAAUCAUUGCUAUCAUGUGCUUGUUUCAUCCAGUGUUAAUGCACUUUCCACAGUUGGACAUGGUGUUAGUAUAGCCAGACGGGUUUCAUUAUUAUUUCUUUUUGCUUUCUCAAUAUUAAUUUAUUGCAUGGUUUAUUCUUUUCCUUUACAGCUGAAAUUGCUUUAAAUGAUGGUUAAAAUUACAAAUUAAAAUGUUAAUUUUUUCAAUGUGAUUGUAAUUAAAAGUAUUUUGAUUUAAAUAACAAAAAUAAUACAAUAUUUUAAGCCGUGGAAAAUGUUCUUGAUCAUUUGCAGUUAAGGACUUUAAAUAAAUCAAAUGUUAACAAAAGAGGAUUUUUGUUAUUUUUCUUCACUUAACUAAAUCCGAAGUGGAUAUUUUAAAUACGAUAUUUUUCAAAUUCUAGAACUGAAUAUAAUGACAAAAACAAAAAUAAAAUUGUUUUGUUUUUGAUUUUAACGAAUGUCUAUCUAGUAAAAAGCAAUGAAAGAAAAUCAAGUAAAGUGCAUAAAUUGAAUUAAUACUCCAAGAAUUGAGAUUUUUAUGAUUCUUUGUUCCCAGUGAUGUUUACUUCAUUUUUUUCUCACACCGGCUUAAGCCUUCUGUGCUUCCUUUGAGCCUUUCCACUACAAAAUCAAAUAUUAAUUUAACUACCUUUCCUCCUCCCCCAAUGUAUCACUUUCCUUUAUCUGAGAAUUCUUCCAAUGAAAAUAAAAUAUCAGCUGUGGCUGAUAGAAUUAAGUUGUCUCCAA
Molecule: messenger RNA, 3989 nt
Organism: Callithrix jacchus (white-tufted-ear marmoset)
Lineage: Eukaryota; Metazoa; Chordata; Mammalia; Primates; Cebidae
Source: RefSeq, a predicted model, not a curated record